UUUCGAACUUUCUAAAAGAUUUGUAAUUUAUAUGUAAAUUAAAUUACAGUUAAAAAAGUGUGCCUAAUCACUUAACAUAAAAUAAGCUUAUUUGUUAAUGUCUGUAACAGUGUUCCUCCAAUUAUUUUACAUGAAACUUUAAAAAGAUAAAUACUAGAAAGGUUCUCAUUUUUUUGGGGACAUAUCUGAUCGGAUUACUUUAAUUACUUCCAUCGUGGGUACAAACGCUUUUAGGGUUGGUUUGUAAAAUUACUAAAGAACGCUAACAUAUAUGUUAUUUUAUAUAUAAAAAUACAAUCCUAAGACAUUAAAAAUGGCUGAAGAGAAGGUUCAAAUGCGAAAGCAACUCGGUUUGCUUGAGGGAGUGGCUAUUAUUUUGGGAAUUAUUUUUGGAAGUGGAAUAUUUAUAUCUCCCAAAGAAGUUUUAGAAAAAACUGGAUCUGUUUGGGGUGCUUUGACAGUGUGGGCAGCGUGCGGUGUACUUGCAACUCUUGGUGCAAUGUCUUAUGCCGAAUUAGGUACGGCUCUUGCUCAGAGUGGUGGUGACUAUCACUAUAUCCAUGAAGCUUUUGGACCAUUACCAGCUUUUUUAUAUUUGUGGGAUGCUAAUAUUGUCUUUGUGCCUAGUACCAAUGCCAUCAUGUCAGUAACAUUUGCUAACAAUCUUCUGGAACCUAUAUUUCCCAAUUGCCCAAUUGAUCCACUUUGUCAAAAAUUAAUAGCAGCAGUAACCAUAUGUUUACUAACAUUUAUCAAUGCAUAUGAUGUAAAAUUCACAACUCGCAUCCAAAAUGUAUUUAUGUUUACAAAAAUUGCGGCACUUUUAAUAAUUAUCCUUGGAGGAAUAGCGUGGAUGUGUCAAGGUAGGUUAGAACAUUUUGAAGAUGGCUGGGCAGGUACAAAAACCUCUGUUAGUGAUUGGUCUGUUGCAUUCUACUCUGGAAUAUUCUCAUAUUCGGGCUGGAAUUACCUUAACUUUAUGACAGAAGAACUUCGCGACCCGUUCGUGAAUCUACCAAGGGCCAUCUACAUAUCUUUACCGCUUGUUACUGGGAUAUACCUUUUGGCCAAUAUUUCUUACUUUGCUGUAUUGGGACCAGUCGGAGUUAGAGCAACAGAGGCCAUUGCUGUUGAUUUCGCAGUAGUGGCUUUGGGGUGGCUAAAAUGGGCAAUGCCGACAUUGGUGGCUAUUGCUAUUCUCGGUGGCCUUUCCGUACAUAUCAUGACGUCAUCACGUAUGUGCUUCGCGGGAGCAAGAAAUGGGCAUAUGCCAGAGCUUUUGGCCCAUAUAAAUGUUAAAUGUAUGUCACCUAUGCCUUCACUCGUGUUUUUGAUGUUAAUAUCUCUAAUAAUGUUAAUACCGAGCAACUUGACGUCGCUUAUUACAUAUUGUACAGUCGUCGAGUCGUUCUUUACACUAUUGAGUUGUAGCGCAGUCCUCUGGCUUAGAUACAAGAAACCGGAAUUAGUCAGGCCUAUAAAGGUAUCUCUUUGGAUGCCGAUCAUAUUCGUAGCAGUCCUCCUAGUUUUGAUGAUAGUUCCUGUUGUGAGUGAGCCGGUUGCUGUAAUAGCUGGUGCUUUAAUCACGCUCGCUGGUGUACCUGUUUACUUGGUCCUGGUCCGUGAUCAACCCAAGUACUUGGCUGAUGUUUCUGUGAAAUUUACUCAUGUCUGUCAGAAAUUAUUCCUGACUGCAGUUGAAGAAAAGGAUGAGUAAGGUGUCAUACGCUUAGCGUUACUUGUAGCAGUUUAUACGUAAUUGAAGUUUUCGUGUUAAGGACAAUCGAAUAAUUUUUAUUAUAUAAAAGUCAUGAAAGAUGUUCACUGAAGAUCUAAUAUUUAUUAAUCUUCAAAAAGUAGGGAUUUUAAUUAAUUAAGAACGUAUUAAUACACAACUAAAGUUUUGUAACCUCUUACUUUUGCCCUUGCACAAGAAAACAAACAAAACACGAUAUAGAGACUCGGCCAACGGGCACAAACGGCUACGUAUUGAUUAUAAUUGUUAAUAAAAUGUAUCUUAAAGUAUUAAAUGGAAUCUCAAAUUUUUACAAUUAUGUUAUAACUAGCACAAUCGCAUCCAGCAUAUGCUCAAAGUUUUAUAAAAAAGGUGAUAAAAAUCCUCACAUGACAAUAAAAUGUCACCCGAGUAUAGGCCACACGAAUUUAUCAGAUCAAGCGGUGUAGAAAGUUGUGUUUGUCUUAUAACUUAUCACAAUUUACUCAGUGCCUUACAGAGUAGGAACAUUUUUAUCCAAAAAUGCAGUAACAAAUUCAGGAAUUAAUUAUUAAGAGCUUAUACAAUUUUCAUACUUUUGAUACGCGUUUGAUAAAAUCGCAAGGCGUCAAAAAAUUCUGUCACAUCUCGCGUUAUAUGCCAAUUGUCAGCCGUUAAAUUAUUUCUUACGAUAAAUUAGCUUAGCGACCCACAGUGAGUCUUGAUCUCUGAAACUUUAGGACGCCACCUGAUAAUGAUAGAUUAAAAUUAUUUAAAAAUGCAACACAGAUUUAAAACUUCCCGAAAAGAUAACAAUUGAUUCUAUGAAGCAGGGUAAGAUUCAGAGUCGAAGCCGAACGCGAACUAUGAGCGAUUACCUACUCUAGACUUAAAGUCAUACCUUAUGACCUUUUUUACCGGCUGAUUGGGUGCAUGGUAAAAUUUAAAUGUGUACUAGAGUAACCGUUAACAUGGCGGUGUGAACAUAGCUUUAUAUACCUAAGGAAAAAGUUCCCGUCAUAAAUAGAUAAAGGAUACAAUUUUUAUCAAAAAUAAACAAUCUACUCUAAUGUUAACAUUAUUUUGUGUGAUUUUAUAAAACUGCUUUGCUUAGAUUACUUUUGAACUAACAUAGUGGCACUAUGGAAUUUAUAAAUACAAAAUUUCAUAGAACUAGCGCGAGUAGGUACAAAUUGUAUUACUUACAAGUAUGAUCAUAGAUUUAAGCCGAAGUUUGAGGCUAUAAAUUAUUUUAGGAUUCAUAAAACUUUAAUUAAAGUUUCAGGUAUGUAUUUAGAUUUUUAUUGAGUGCCAUUGUUGCUGUUUCCGUAACAAAAAUGUGCCAAGUUUGUUGUUGUUUUUUUUUAAAUUAAAUUAUACGAAAUAAAGCUGGA
This is a messenger RNA of Pieris brassicae (large cabbage white), 3108 nucleotides long. It is a transcript of the gene gb, whose product is annotated as Y+L amino acid transporter 2. The record is from RefSeq and is a predicted model, not a curated record. NCBI's taxonomy places the organism in Eukaryota, Metazoa, Arthropoda, Insecta, Lepidoptera, Pieridae. Gene Ontology annotation, molecular function: L-amino acid transmembrane transporter activity. The transcript has 11 exons. Gene Ontology annotation, cellular component: membrane. Gene Ontology annotation, biological process: amino acid transmembrane transport. Bases 314 to 1717 code for a protein of 467 amino acids.